AUGUCUCUUAAAAGACAAUUUGAGAAGAACAAACAGUAUCAUAAGGAACACACAGCCUUUUUAGAAGGAGUGAUAAAAAAGGGCCACACAGAGACAGUGCCGUCUGAGGACCUGGAGAAGAAAAGUGGAAAGGUGUGGUACAUUCCACACCAUGGAGUGCACCAUCCAAAAAAGGCCUCCCUGAGAGAAGUGUUUGAUUGUUCAGCAUCCUCGCAGGGAACAUCUCUGAACAGUAAAGCGAUUCAGGCUCCAAACCUCACUGGUAACCUGGUGGCUGCUCUCUUGCGCUUCUGCCAAGGACCAAUUCCACAAAAAGUAUGUUUCAUCAGGAAGUCCUGCCCCGGUACUCGAUGCAAAGUCGGGAAGAGCUGUCAGCAGAUAGCCUCACAACGAACUUUCAGGAAGUCAUGUUUUCACAUCCUGUUAUUAGAAGAACUCUAUGGCAACAGCAACAAACUGAAGCUUCCGUUCAUAGUCCUUGGAAGAGGAAUUCAAGGUCGUGAGGGGCAGAGAAGCACUGCAAUACCAAGAGUGGAGGGACCCAAAAGUCGACCAAAGCAGGAGCUGAGUGUGGAGACAGAUCAAACUGAGGAUCAGUCUGGAUGUUGCCAAAAUGUCCAACAGAACACGUCCAUGCAUAAGUCAGAUGAUGUCCUGCUGAGAAUCAUUGAGGGUCAUAAAACCACCCUGAAAAAGAAGUAUGAGUGCUUACAUGAAGGUGUCGCACUGAAAGAAAACCAAACCCUCCUCAACAGCAUUUACACAGAGCUCUACAUCACAGAGGGAGAGAGUGAAGGAGUGAAUGAGAAACAUGAGGUUUUACAGAUUGAAACAGCAUCCAAGAAAUGGGUUUCUCAAGACAAACCAAUCAGCUGCAAUGACAUCUUCAAACCCUUGUCAUCCAACAGAACUAAAGAGCAGAAAAAAGCCUUGUCUCGUCAGGAACCUGAAGGGGACAGAAAAAAGGCAGAAAUCAGAACUGUACUCACCAAGGGCAUUGCUGGAAUUGGAAAAACAGUCUCUGUGCACAAGUUCAUUCUGGACUGGGCAGAAGGAAGGACCAGUCAGGACAUUAAUUUCAUGCUGGUUCUUCCUUUUAGAGAACUGAACUUGGUUAAAGAUGAACAGUUCAGUCUUCAUGGACUCCUGUUAGAGUUUCACCCAGAGCUGAAAGACUUGGAUCCAAAGAAAUAUAAUGACUGUAAAAUGCUCUUCAUCUUUGAUGGUUUUGAUGAGAGUCGACUUCAGUUGAAUAUUCCUGAGAUGCUGUGUGAUGUGACCACAACAUCAUCAGUGAAUAUACUGAUAUCAAACCUCAUUCAAGGGAAUCUUCUUCCCUCUGCACUCAUCUGGAUAACCUCCAGACCAGCAGCAGCCAGUCAGAUCCCCUCUCAGUUCAUCAGUCGUGUGACAGAAGUCCAAGGAUUCAGUGAUUCACAGAAAGAGGAAUACUUCAGAAAAAGAGUCAGUGAUGAGAGUCAAGCCAACACAAUCAUCUCACACAUCAAGACAUCAGUGAGUCUCCACAUCAUGUGUCACAUCCCAGUGUUCUGUUGGAUUUCAGCCACUGUGCUUCAGGAAAUGCUGCGUCAAGACAAUGUUAAAGAGAUCCCUAAAACUCUGACUGAGAUGUACACACACUUCCUGCUCAUUCAGACUAAAAUGAAGAAACAGAAAUAUGAGGAGAAAUUUGAGACUGACUCGAAGAAUCCUCUGAAAUCAAGCAAGGAGAUCUUUCUGAAACUUGCUAAACUGGCUUUUAAUCAGUUAGUGAGGGGCAAUAUCAUGUUUUAUGAAGAGGAUCUGAGAGAAUGUGGCAUUGAUGUGAGUGAUGCCACAGUGUACUCUGGGAUUUGUACUGAGAUCUUUAAGGAGGAAUCUGUGCUUCGUCAGAAGAAGGUCUACUGCUUUGUGCAUCUGAGUGUUCAAGAGUUCUUUGCUGCUCUUUAUGUGUUUUACUGCUAUGUAAACAAAAACAUGGAGGCACUGAAGUAUUUUAUGCCAAGAGAGAUCAGUGAAUCAGAGAACAAAUUCAUGAAGGCACUGAACUCUUUUCUGUUCGGAGGGAAGACAGACAAUGUUCCCUUGGAUGAGUUGCUGAAGAAAGCUGUGGAUAAAUCUUUGGAGAGUAAGGAUGGACAUCUCGAUCUGUUUGUCCGCUUCCUUCAUGGCAUCUCACUGGAGUCCAACCAGAAACUCCUACAAGGCCUGCUAACACACACACAGAACAACCAGGAGAGCAUCAUGAAAAUAAGAUGUUACAUCAAAGAGUUAAAUAAAGAUGGUGUUCCACCUGAAAGAUGGAUCAAUCUACUGCACUGCUUGACUGAAAUGAAUGAUCGCUCUCUCCAUGAAGAAAUUCAAGCUUUUGUCAAGUCUGAAAAUUACAGAACUGAACUCUCACUUGCACACUGCACAGCACUGGUCUACAUGUUUCUGAUGUCAGAGGAGGUGCUGGCUGAGUUUGACCUGAAGAAAUACAAGACAUCAGAUGAGGGUCGUAGGAGACUGCUCCCAGCUGUGAGGUGCUGCAGAAAAGCUCUGUGA
Molecule: messenger RNA, 2547 nt
Organism: Chanos chanos (milkfish)
Lineage: Eukaryota; Metazoa; Chordata; Actinopteri; Gonorynchiformes; Chanidae
Product: protein NLRC3-like
Exons: 3
Coding region: 1-2547 (848 amino acids)
Source: RefSeq, a predicted model, not a curated record